GGGCGUCAAAAAUCCGGCAGCGUCGACCCGUUUCUUUCGUUCACUUCUAUUAUUAAUUAAGUAUUUCAUAAACACCAAUAUGUAGUGAGUAAUUAGUGGUUAUUUAGUGCUUAUUGUCUAGCUAUAAAAUUGUUAAAUUACAUUUUCUUGAUAUCCACUUUGAAUGAACGUCACGAAGGAAUUCCAAUCAUUAUGGAAGCUGUUUCUUAUUCUCUUCAUGGUGAUGAAUGGCAGAACGUGGAUGUCAAAUGAAAGUUUUAUUCAUCAUUAAUUUUUUCCCGCGUAGAUUCUCAUUUUUAUACAUUUUAUAUUCUUCAAUGUUUGGAUAUUUUCAACUAUGACAAGUUAUGAUUGAUUGCUAGUCAAUCUGAGUGUGCUAUUGAAGUGAGGAAGUUUUUAAAAUUGGGUUAUUAGCCCAAGGACACAUGAAAAACAAUAGAUAAAAUAUACGUUAUUUUAAUCAUUUUUAAUUUACCUUUGUAAAUAUUUUAAUUGGAUUAUACUUGAAUUUAAUAAUUACAACAUGAAGAUUGAUUUGAAAAAGUGUUGUAGACGGACGCUCAAUCGAUACCACAGGAAAUGAUGAAGAGAAAAUUUUGAAUUGAUUAAUUAAAUGUUGAUAAUAAUCAAUGAAAAUUUAUUAUAAUUCAAUAAAAAAAUAAGAUAUCAAAAUCUGGAAGCUACGAAUUAGUGGCACAAGAGCUCGCAUACAUAUUUAUAGAUCGCUCUUCUUGAGUUGGAGGUGUGAAUCGACGCGACACGUUCAAGCGAGAAAUUUACUCCCUUCGUUUCAAAGUUAUUGGAGUCAAUUCACAAAAAAAAAACAUUAAAGACAUUGUAAUUAUUUCGUGAUUUUGGAUUUUAUAUCGUAUAAUUAUGAUUACGAUACAAUUAAUAAGGACGUUGCAAUUUGGAACAAGUAAAUAAUCAUCAAUUUUAUGUUUAUCUUUUUAAAAAUUGUAAAGAUUCAAGAUGAUGUUCACUGGUGGACGAUCAUCACAUAUGAAAAAGAGAAAUGCUAGUGGAAGUAGUAGGAAAUUACUUUUAGAUAAAAAUUCAUCCAAUCGUGUUGGACCAGAAGGAUAUACUUACAGAACAAGGAUACCUUCACCAUUGAACCCUCAAGAUCUUCCGGCUCCCAGCACGAGUAGAACUUACGUUUAUAGAACACGAGUACCCAGGCGGGAUAUUACAUGUGCAUCAUCUCCACCUCCAGACACAACAACAGGCGUUCCUAUUACACGAAGAAGAGGAGCUGUUAAACAUAAUAAAGUUCAUGUAAUUCGAGGUCACAAACUUGUAGCAAAAUUUUUUAGACAACCAACUUUUUGUGCCUUUUGCAAAGACUUUUUGUGGGGUUUUGGAAAACAAGGAUAUCAAUGCCAAGCUUGCCAGACUGCUGUCCACAAAAAAUGUCAUGACAAACUUUUAACUAAAUGCCCUGAAAGUGGGCGGGAAUCAGAAAAUACAAUUUAUUUAAGGGAACGCUUUAAAGUGGACGUACCUCAUAGAUUUCGAACACAUACAUUUAUGUCUCCAACUUUCUGUGACCACUGUGGUUCCUUGUUGUAUGGAUUCUUCCGCCAAGGCUUGAGGUGCGAUGGUGAAAAUCGUCUUCGCCGAGACCGACCCACAAUAAGAAUCCGUUCUCAAGCUCUGAAAGAUAAUCCAGCACUUCGAGAUCAUGUUGAGCGUCGUGAAAAAACCGCUGGUGAACUUCUUGUUGAGAAAUUUCUCAUUAGAGAUAAAAAAGCAAGUCUUGAUGACAUUCGAAUGAAGAUGUACCGACAAGUCAGCCUAGAAUCAAACAAAAAUGAACAGGAAGCAAUUAAGAGGAGAAUAACACGAAAAUUUACUAGAAGAAGAUCAUCAGCAGAUGUACAAAUCGACCCAGAACAACUCAAACGAGAAAUAGAGAUUGCUCAAGUUCAGGCAAAGGUUUUAGAUAGCUUAGUGGCUGAAGAACAAGCUGAGAUUGAAGUAGAAACACGUAAAGGUACUUUAAUUCAUAAAAAUGCUGUUAGAACACAUCCACCAAUACUCAAGAAAACUACGAGUGAAUCUGAUGACACUGAUAGUACAGAAACGAAAAAGAAAAUUCAGAAAAAAACUAAGAAACGUAAGAAGACCACAGAUAAACCAUCUCCACCCCAAGAAGUGCCAUCGGAAAUUGAAGAGUCGGAAACUGAUAGUAAAGUAUUUAAAGUUGAAGCUAGCAAUAGUGUUGAUGAUUUGUCAACGCUUGUAGUAAAUGCUAGGGAUAAAAAAAUUGAACAAUUUAAAGAAAGUAUCAAACUUCCUGCUCCAAAAUCUUUUUUCAAGAAAAAUCAUCAAGAUAUUGAAGAAGAAGUGGUCAUUCUCCCAGCUAAAAAACCGUAUGUUCAUGAUCAGUCACGAAACAGUGUGUACCUGACCCUGAAGACAUCGAAUUUAGAGUUGAAAGGUAAUGACCAACAACAGAAUGUAAAUAAUAUUCAAGCAGAUCAAUCGAUAGAUGAUGAAGAGUCUAAAGUUGCCAAGAUUGGAUCUAAAGAUAUCAUUGAAAGUGAUGUAGAGGUCAACGACGGAAGGGGAUUGAAAGAUCAGGGGAAGAGUUGGGUAGAGGGCGAAGGAUGGAUGCCUGAAGCAGCAGAAAAAAUUAAUCGAGUCAGUGAGCAUGACAAAGACUUGAUAUCCGGGUCCGAAAAAAUUGUAGAAAGUUCAAAGGGUAUUGAUAAUUCUCAAAGGGUUAAAGAAUUACAAAAAGAUCUCAAAAAGACUCAUACAAAGACACUCUGUGAGAUUUCCGAAUUUCCGUCGCGGGAAGUCAGCCAAGAGGAUUUCAAGGGUACACAUGACAGAACGUGGAACGAUAAAUUGUCAUCCUUGACAAAAAACCUAGCAAAAGAUUCUACGCCGAGUGAGAAGAAGAAAGAGAAAAGACUUAAAGAAAAUGACGAAUGUCUAGUUGACGUAAAUUCUGUUAAAACUCAGGAAAGUCAGCAACAAGACGAUGAGAAAAGCAAGAGCUUGCCAAAUUCAACGGUAAUUAAUCUUGAAACCAACAGAAAUGAACAGAAUGAGUCAAGGAUAAAUGAGUCCAAGUUUUUAAGUGAAAGCAAGGCAUCUAUCCAGGAAAUAAUUGAACCUAGUACUACUACAGGUCGUGAAGCUGAAAAAACUACUUUAACUGUGAUACAAAAUAAGACUAAAUUGAUUGAUGUUAUUGAUAAUGAGAAUAAUCAUAAAUCACCUGAACAAAAUAAUCUUUCAGGAAUAUUAAAUAAUAGUUUGAAAGGUGAGAUAAAGGUUCAAGAAGAGGUUAAAAAAGUACCUAAAAAAGUUAAUAAACAAAAGAAUGCUCAAAAGACACCAAAACUCAAAGAGGAUGUUUCUCAAGAAUCAAAUGAUAGCGUUAAUGACAAGAACAUUAACUUGAAAGUUAAAGCCCUUAAGGGUUUGAAAAAAAUAUUGAAACAUUCUAAAGGAACAUCUUUUGAGUGUGAUCAAAAUUCUGAAUUAAAAGAAACUGAUACAUGUAACUUGGAGAAUGAUGAUGAAAGUAAAUCUCCAGUUCAAAACAAACCAAAAAGUAAACUAAUUUCAAAGAGUAUUUCUUUUGAAGAUGAAAAAGAUCAAUCAAAAGUUGUAAAUACUAAAAAAGAUUCUAUUCUUGGAGAAAUUAAUUCAGCAGAGCCAAUAAUUAACGAAAUAAUUCCCAAAGAUUUAUAUUCAAAAUCAAAAACAAACAUUUCUAAAUCCCCUGUCUCGUCAUUCGAUAGUGAAGAAAUUAAAUCUCCGAUAUCAUUGCCACUAGUUCAAGAAGAAAAACAAUUAGAGUUAUUGGGUGAUAAACAAACACAAGAGUCUUCUCAAGAAAUCGAUUUUUGGAGUGAAAUAAAACCUGAAGAUGAUUUAAAAGUUAAAAAGCCUAAGCCUGUAUCAAAUAUUUCUACAACUAAAAGUACAAGUGAGUCCACACCUACAUCACCAGAGAUUGAGAAAGUGAAAUUGGAGAAACCUGUAGUGGUGGAAUCUUCUAAUAAAGUGCCAGUGAAAGCAAAGAAAAAGAAGUGCAGCGAAAAUUCGAUGGAGAAAGAAAAGAAGAAACACACGAAUAUUAUUUUUGACACUGCAGUAAACCCGUUGGAAGAUGAACAGAAGCAUCUUGUAGAUGUUAAGAGUUCAGAGAACUCUGAGUCUAUUAAAAAAUCAUCUAAAAAACCAGAUGAAGUUACAGAGAAAUUAAAUACAUUAAAGCCUCAUUUAAAAAUUGAAAUAAAUAAUAAAAUAAAGAGUAGUAAUUCUAUUAUUAAAAAUUCUGAAAAUCUCGAAAUAGAUAAACUAAUUAUAUCACCACAAAUUACUUCUGAUAAACUUGAAAAUAUUGAACAAAUAUCCGAAAAUAAAGAAAUUAAUGUAAAUUCUUUGAAAUCUGAUGCGUCUUCAGAAGUAGAAAUUCCAGUUGUUGUAAUAGACACACUAGAUAUUCCUAGAACAAUUAUUGAGGCAGUAACUGAAGAAGAAGAAGAAAAUGAUGAUGAUGAAGAUGAGUGUCCAAUAACUCCAAUAAAUGAAGAAGAAAAAGUUUUAAGUAGUAACAUGUCUAAGUGGAAUGGUAGUUCUAAUUUGACAGAAUUAAAUGAAAAAGAGGUCGCGUCAACGACAGUUGAAACUGGAAAUGAGGUCGUGGGAUCUACGAACGCAAGUGUACAAUCAUCAGGGAAGAAAAAGUUGGGGAGGAAAAAGAAGUCAAUCAGCGUAAGCCCAGAGACUACAGUUAUAAGAAAAAAUCCAGAAGAGAAAGCAGUUUCUAAAAAUUCAAUCAGUUCAGACGCAACUGUGAAAGCUAAAGCAUAUAAAAACUCACCAAAAGCUCAACUUGCACCUGCAGUGAUACCUAAUAAUCGUCCAAUAGAUCUUGUGAAAAUGUUUUAUACAACUCCAUCGUCUUUAUUAACUGCCACACCAAGAGAUUUAUCGAAAGUUAAACGUGCAAAAAUUAAGAGAAGAAAACAUUCAACACCUUCAGCUAGUAGUGAUAGUACAGGAAGUAGUAGAAGCACUGGAAGGGCUGAGAGUACUCAGAGUAAUUCUACUGUUGAAGAUGAGGCUGAGCAGAAAAGAAUUUCUUCUACUAGAAGCAACGACUCAGGCUUCGAUGGUUCACCUAGGCUUUCGACUCCUUCUCAGUCUUCUGAUAAUCAACGUAACUCAGAUAGUUCAGAUCAUCUCCAUAGUAGCGGUAGAAUCACACCACCAGCGACCAACUUACCAAGAUUUAAAAAAUAUGCAGUUGAAGAUUUUAAUUUUUUGAAAGUCCUUGGAAAAGGCAGCUUUGGUAAAGUAUUACUAGCAGAACUACGUGGCACAGACUGUGUUUAUGCUGUAAAAUGUUUGAAGAAAGAUGUAGUAUUAGAAGAUGAUGAUGUAGAAUGUACACUCAUUGAAAGAAAAGUUCUUACACUAGCAACGCGACAUCCGUACUUAUGUCAUCUAUUCUGCACCUUUCAAACAGAUUCUCAUCUGUUCUUUGUUAUGGAAUACUUAAAUGGUGGAGAUUUAAUGUUUCACAUACAGAAAUCUGGACGAUUUCCAGAAUUCCGAGCGAAAUUCUAUGCUGCUGAAAUCUGGUCGGGGUUAAAUUUUCUUCAUAAAAAAGGAAUUGUUUAUAGAGAUUUAAAGUUAGAUAAUGUUCUGCUAGACUUUGAAGGGCAUAUUAGGAUAGCAGAUUUUGGCAUGUGCAAACUUCAGAUAUUUCUAGAUAGAACGGCUGAUACAUUUUGUGGUACACCUGAUUACAUGGCUCCUGAGAUUAUCAAAGGACUAAAAUACAACCAAUCAGUGGACUGGUGGUCAUUUGGUGUUUUACUUUAUGAAAUGUUAACCGGUCAAUCGCCUUUUUCUGGUUGCGAUGAGGAUGAACUCUUCUGGAGUAUUUGUAAUGAACGGCCAUUUAUACCUAGAUACCUCACUCAAGAGUCAAUGGAUAUUUUAAUCUAUCUGUUAGAAAAAGAUGCAGGAAAGAGGCCGCUUGGUCAUGAAGUUCAAGCCCAUUCAUUUUUCCAUAAUAUCAAUUGGGAUAGAUUGGAAAGAAGAUUACUUGAACCACCAUUUAAACCUACUCUAGAUCAUACAUUGGAUACAAAAUACUUUGAUACCGCGUUCACGGCUGAAAGGCCUCGACUCACCCCAGUACCUGAACAGAUUUUGUCUUCGAUGGAUCAAGGAGUUUUCCGAGGAUUUUCUUACACAAAUCCCAAUGCUACUGACUGAACAAAACGAAGUGUAGAAUAAAAAAUAGGAAUCUUAUAUAAGGAAUAAUAUCGAACUGUGAACGAGCGUUCUGGUUUGUAGCUGAAAGAUAUUGAAGGACGUAAAGAGUGAAAUGUCAAAAACGUUUCCAAGAACGUAUGAAAUUUUGAUAAAUACGUUUAUAAGAGUUCAUCGAAGCAUUCUUCCAGUCAAAAUGAUUAUUAUGUAGAUAUAUAUUUAUUUGGGUGAUCAAAACCACCAUCACACAGUGAUUUAAAUUUAUCACAGGGGACUGACGCUUUGUAGGAAUUAUCAAGAGAUUGAUGAAAGUGUUUAUGCGUCUUCAAAAGAGUUUUUAUGUGUCUAAAGAUAAAAAAAAAUAUUAAUGAAGACUUAAAUGUAUAGUAAUUUAAAUGUUAUUAAAAAUAAUUCAGUUGAUUAA
Messenger RNA from Chelonus insularis, 6676 nucleotides. Its product is annotated as serine/threonine-protein kinase pakA-like. The transcript is spliced from 10 exons. NCBI's taxonomy places the organism in Eukaryota, Metazoa, Arthropoda, Insecta, Hymenoptera, Braconidae. Gene Ontology annotation, biological process: protein phosphorylation. The record is from RefSeq and is a predicted model, not a curated record. Gene Ontology annotation, molecular function: protein serine/threonine kinase activity; ATP binding. Bases 973 to 6255 code for a protein of 1760 amino acids. Gene Ontology annotation, cellular component: cytoplasm; nucleus.